AUGUUUUUUCUCAUUGGCCUCUUUAUGUCAGAUUUUCCUUCCAGUCCCAACCUUACUGUCUCAGGUGAGGUGAAGGAAGGGAACCCUGUCAGCUUGAACUGCUCUGCUGUCGCUCCCUGUCCUGAUCACCCCCCUGAGCUGACAUGGAAUCUCCCAACACAGUUCACAACUGAGAACCAACUGCAGGAGAAUCCAGACCAAACCAUAUCAGUUCUCUCCACGGUGACCUUCACUCCGUCAUACCUUCAUCAUGAGAAAAACAUCACUUGUACUGCAGUCUACCCAGUAGGGACAAGCAACAAGAAAGCUGAACAUAACAUGAUGCUUAACGUUUCAUUCUCUCCUAAGGACACCUCGGCCUCCAUCAGUCCAGCUGAUUCAGUAUCAGUGGGCAGCUGUGUUAAUCUGACCUGCAGCAGUACAGCCAACACUCCUGUGACAAACUUCACCUGGUUCCAGAUCAGUGAGGGUAAACGAACACAGGUAGCAUCUGGACAGAGUUACACCCUCAAUGUGACUGUUGGUGAUGGAGGACUGUACUACUGUGAAGCAAGAAAUAGUCAAGGCUGUGGGAAAUCAAAUGAAGUGCAGCUGGAUAUAAAAGGGCAAAAAGAGCCAAAAAACCCAAUGGUGUUUGGGGUUGCAGCAGGAACUCUGGGGGCCAUUUUGCUUAUCAGCCUGAUCAGUCUUUUUGUAUGGAGGAGAAACUCGAGGCUCCGCGAUGGACUUGAAAGGACAGACAGUCCACAGGGACAGAACUCCCCGGUUGGGACAGUGUGUACUAACCAGGCCACAGCCGGAGAGGAACCUGAGGAACCUGCAGAAGACCAGCCUGAAGAGAUCCAAUACGGUGACAUAGACUUCUCCAAAGGACAGACCAAAGAGACCCCAGCUGCAGCCCAGGACAGGGUCCAGGGACAGGAGAGUGAGUACGCUGAAGUCAAUGUGACUGGGAGAGGGGCUCAGGAACCACCUCUUAACAACCUAGAUGGGCUUUAUGCACAAGUGAAUAAAACAGGUGGAUGUUAAGUAUUUUGCAAUUGGGUAUUAAGUGUUUUUAUGUACAGUAUUGUCAUUGUGUAUCUGUUUCUAUUGGUACUUUUGUUACAUUUAUAAUUGUGUGCUCUCUGAUUAUCUGCAUAUUUGUAGAAUUUGCUGGGAUGAAAAGUGUUUAACUGUUACUAUAGUGUUGAUAUGAUGAUGCAGGCUACUGUUUAAUUUUGGACCAUUUAUUUUGAGUGUUGAGUUCACAGAGCAUCUGUUUAAUUGGUUCCAGUAUAGAGGAACUGCUGAGUUCAACUAGCUCACUGAAGGCAGAUUAAGACCAUAUAAAGUCAAUGAUGACUGAGGAGAGAAGACACAGUUAGUUGGAGAGACAGUGGUCUGAUACAAGACAGGAAGUUGGUGCAGUAAGUCGACAUGAUGGCAGAAUGGUGUUAACAUCUACUAGUCACUGUUUAUCUUCAUCUUUUGUACAGUUGCCAGAAUAACAUUUUUUCCUAUUUUCAGUUUUUAUCUAUUUAGAAGAUAUAGUUUCAGUUUUUAUGUUGAGUGUUUAACAACAGAAUCAAUUGAGGCUGAAUUAAAGGUUGUUUAUUAAUUGCACUGCAAUAAAAACCUUUACAUUCAAUUUCCAUGACAUCUUUUGAUGUUAUUGGUCCCUCUGCAAACCCCUUCAAAUGUAUUCAUAUAGCCCUUCGUACAUCAGCUGAUAUCUCAAAGUGCUGUACAGAAACCCAGCCUAAAACCCCAAACAGCAAGCAAUGCAGGUAUAGAAGCACAGUGGCUAGGAAAAACUCCCUAGAAAGGCCAAAACCUAGGAAGAAACCUAGAGAGGAACCAGGCUAUGUGGGGUGGCCAGUCCUCUUCUGGCUGUGCCAGGUGGAGAUUAUAACAGAACAUGGUCAAGAUGUUCAAAUGUUCAUAAAUGACCAGCAUGGUCGAAUAAUAAUAAGGCAGAACAGUUUAAACUGGAGCAGCAGCACGGCCAGGUGGACUGGGGACAGCAAGGAGUCAUCAUGUCAGGUAGUCCUGGGGCAUGGUCCUAGGGCUCAGGUCCUCCGAGAGAGAGAAAGAAAGAGAGAAGGAGAGAAUUAGAGAACGCACACUUAGAUUCACACAGGACACCGAAUAGGACAGGAGAAGUACUCCAGAUAUAACAAACUGACCCUAGCCCCACGACACAUAAACUACUGCAGCAUAAAUACUGGAGGCUGAGACAGGAGGAGUCAGGAGACACUGUGGCCCCAUCCGAGGACACCCCCAGACAGGGCCAAACAGGAAGGAUAUAACCCCACCCACUUUGCCAAAGCACAGCCCCCACACCACUAGAGGGAUAGCUACUACAGAAUCAGUGUUUAACAGAAUACAACAAUAAUCAGUAUAUCCUUCCACCAGUCUGGCAUCAAUCACCAUAAUCAGUUAUGAGUUUAAUCCACAACAUACAGCAUUGAGUCUAGUGACCAUCAACCCAAGUGUUACAAACAGCACACUGGAAAUCAUGUAACAGAAAGGUCAAAUAUAUGAAUAUGUUGAACAUUAUAUGAAUCACUCUAAACUGAAUCUGAACUUAAUUCAUCUUAAAUAUCCCCAUUACAUGUCUAUGUUCAUGUGUGUAUUGUUGGGAGUUAUUGUGUCGUUUUUAUUUUGAGUGUUGAUCAAGAGACACAAAUGAGAAUGCAUUUGAGGUUGUCCAUUAAUUGCACUGUAAUAAAAACCCACUUGCUGGGUAAAGUACA
This is a messenger RNA of Oncorhynchus nerka (sockeye salmon), 2738 nucleotides long. RefSeq names its product B-cell receptor CD22-like. The transcript has 6 exons. NCBI's taxonomy places the organism in Eukaryota, Metazoa, Chordata, Actinopteri, Salmoniformes, Salmonidae. Bases 1 to 1029 code for a protein of 342 amino acids. The record is from RefSeq and is a predicted model, not a curated record.